GAGAACUGGCGCAGUCGGUUCGGCCAGAUUUUCUGGGCGUCAGCCAGCUAGCUUCGGGCUCGGCUGGACCCUGAUCCAUUGUUGGUGACGCGUGCGGUCAGUGCCUACCAGUAAACGACAUGAAUAUAACUCGCGUCCUUGUUUGAGCAAAGAAACGCUCUAACACCUUUGACUACCCUUUAGGAUCCACGAAUCAUGGCGGAAUACGAAGUCGAACACGGCAUCAAGUCCGACGAGUCAAAAUCCAAGCAUAUCGAUCGACCAGACCUGUCCUCAUUCUACUCAGAACUUGACUACAGCACGUCAGGUAGAGGAGCACAUGCAUCGCCGGAGCCAGACCAUGUAGCGGCACCACAUCUUCUCCUUGCGGAUGCGUAUAAUCAUAUAUUGAGAGACAAUCCAAACGUUUCGGCACUUCUCGAGCCCAUGAUCGAGCAGCUCUUGUCCGCUGCUGAUCAUCCGCAAGCAGAAUUGAAGGGUGUGCCCAAUAGCUUCUUUGACGAGCUAGAAAGAGUUGAGCGCAAGAAAUUGAAACCGGACGAUGAUUGCCCCAUCUGUGGCAACGCCUUCCUUGACGACAAACACAUUCUCGUCGUUCGUUUGCCGUGCCAUAAAGAUCACAUGUUUGACCUGGAAUGUAUACAGCCAUGGCUCAAACUCAACACCACUUGUCCAUUGGACCGCAAAGAUGUGUAUACCCCAAAGAAGCCAGAGAAGAAGGUGGAGACCCCACAUGCUGCCGACGACGAAGAGGAGUGGGAUGAUAUGUAUGCAUGAAGUCUUGGUUUACGGAUAGGAUACAAACCUGGUCAUCCCCAUGAAAUCGCAUGUGGGAGGUCCGCUUGGAAGAAAGGGCCAAGAUGUGAAGGCAAUAAUGGUGGUGCACCAGCGCGCAUAAUACGAAUCGCGAAUACAACUGAGUUUGUAGCGCGAUAUCGGUCAUGUCCGGAUUGUAGCGACAAAGCGACU
This is a messenger RNA of Pseudovirgaria hyperparasitica, 969 nucleotides long. RefSeq lists its product as uncharacterized. Lineage: Eukaryota; Fungi; Ascomycota; Dothideomycetes; Acrospermales; Acrospermaceae. The record is from RefSeq and is a predicted model, not a curated record. The transcript is spliced from 3 exons. Bases 196 to 777 code for a protein of 193 amino acids. Gene Ontology annotation, biological process: protein ubiquitination. Gene Ontology annotation, cellular component: cytoplasm. Gene Ontology annotation, molecular function: ubiquitin protein ligase activity.